CAUAUAUCUAAUAGAAGCAUAUCAAAAAACAUCUACAAUUCAGGAAGGAGAUUCUUAAAAGGAUCUACUAAACCAAUCAUCUAACCUACCAGGUAAGUCUUUGUUAGUCAUGGGAUUCAAUAGAAAUCCUAUAUCUAGAAUAUCCCUUGCUGAAGCAAUACAAGUCGGUCGGUCCACAUGGCGACAUCGGCCUAUACCUGGUAUAUGGAACCGGAAGUUGGCAACCCCGCCGUCGUUAUCAGUCCGCCAUCUAACACCACCAACUCCGGCUAAACAAGCGAGAUGUCUUCACAUCUCAUCAUCCGCCAUGUCUUCCACUACCGUGAACCGAUCCAAAGGUGAGCCGGCCUCUAGUUGGCUUGGCCACCAUGGCGCUGCCGCCUUCGAUCUAAGGAGCGACACCAUGACCACGCCAACACAGGCUAUGUUAUCUGCAAUCCAGAAGACGACGUUACUCGACGAUGUCUUCCAGGAGGAUACGACGACCACAGACCUCGAAGCCCACAUCGCCUCACUAACGGGUAAAGAGGCCGGUCUCUUCGUGCUCUCAGGUACAAUGGGCAAUCAACUUGCCCUACGUGCUUUGCUCACCCAGCCGCCUCACAGCGUACUAACAGAUCAUCGGUCACACAUCAUUCAAUAUGAAGCCGGAGGCGUAUCCUCCCUAACAGGCGCCAUGAUAACCCCCGUAAUUCCCAAAAACGGGCUCUUCCUAACCCUCUCAGACAUCCAAGCCUCCGCCAUCUUGGACAACGACGUGCACUCGUGCCCAACACGCGUAAUCUCCCUCGAGAACUCACUCAACGGGCUCAUAACCCCUCUAAACGAAAUCCAAAAAAUCGCAGCAUUCGCCCGAGAGCACAACAUUCUAAUGCACUGCGACGGCGCACGCCUUUGGGAAGUCGUAGCCGCGGACCCGUCCAAGGGAGAUCUAAAGGAUUACAGCGCCUGCUUCGACACACUAUCCCUAUGCUUUUCUAAAGGUCUCGGCGCGCCUAUCGGUAGUAUCCUAGUCGGCCCCAAACCCGUCAUCAAACACGCACGUUGGAUCCGUAAAUCCAUCGGUGGCGGUCUCAGGCAAUCCGGCGUAGUAACAGCCGCCGCCCGCGUGGCAAUAGACACGACCUUCGGCCACGGACCCCGCGGUGAAGGCGGUCUCCUACGCGCCACUCACGACACCGCGCGCCGCGUAGCCGCUCUCUGGGCUAAUUUGGGUGGGAAGUUGGAGUACCCCGUGCACACGAAUAUGGUGUGGCUCGACCUAUCUUCUCUAAACACCACAUCAGAGCGGUUCGUAGAGUUGGGGAAACAGGCUGGUUUGCGGAUCCAUGGGAAUCGACUCAUUACGCACUACCAGAUCGGGGAGGAGGCUAUUCGACGGUUGACGGGUAUCUUUGAGAAGGUUGCUGCGGAGAAGGAGAGUGGUGAUGUUAAGGAUGUAAGAGGGAGAAGGCAGGGGAUUUAUGGGAGUAAACUCUGAUGCGUUUAUGUUUCUUGGAUAUAUAUAUCUGCGUAAUAAAUGAGGUGAAGUGAAGUUUAGCUCAAAGUAAUCCCGAGAGGAGUAGAUAUGAUCUAUUAAUGUCCUAGAAAAUACCCCUGGGUUGAUCAGCAACCGCAAUUAGU
Molecule: messenger RNA, 1623 nt
Organism: Hypoxylon trugodes
Lineage: Eukaryota; Fungi; Ascomycota; Sordariomycetes; Xylariales; Hypoxylaceae
Product: pyridoxal phosphate-dependent transferase
Exons: 3
Coding region: 110-1480 (456 amino acids)
Biological process (GO): L-threonine catabolic process; glycine biosynthetic process
Cellular component (GO): cytosol
Molecular function (GO): L-allo-threonine aldolase activity
Source: RefSeq, a predicted model, not a curated record